CAAGCUGGCGUCUCUGGCACAUGGAGCUGUUUGGUGCUAAUCUGCUUUGCUUUUCUUUUACAGGCAAGAUGUGGAUUUUCUAGCACUAACUCAGCAAGGCCAGCGUUUAAUCCAGCUGCUUCGUGGGCCACCAGAGCUUGGACGGAUGUUGCACAUGGACACAUACAAAGAAGAGGACUUUACUUGACCGUUGCCCUUGCAGAAGAAAACGCACUUCAGUCCAAGGAUCUGACAGAAGCCAUCUAUGAGAAGCUGGCUGAUGAGACGCUGGAUGCGUUGGCAGAAUAUUUUGAGGAUCUCGCCAAUGAGAGCUUUUCUGAUGUGCAAGAUUAUGACGUGGUGUUUUCUAGUGGUGUCCUGACUGUGAAAGUAGGAGGUGGCCAUGGCACUUACGUCAUCAAUAAACAAAAACCCAACAGACAGAUUUGGCUCUCCUCUCCUACAAGGCAAGCAUCUCUGCUUUUUAUUUUCUGUGCAGCCUGUUUCUGAAAAGAAUUUUGAAAAUGUAUCCAGAAACGAUCUACAGCAUUAUAUUACUGUGCUCCAUGUUUCUAUAAUAACAACUAACCCAGGGACUUGACUAACACUAAAGCGUGUCAUUAAAAAUGUGUAAUUAUUGAUAUGGUGAAGGUUUCUGAAUGAGAUUGUUUAGGAAUUUUUGGAAGGAGUUUCCAGUGUCAGUACUUUCUAACACUUAGAGGUAAAGUCGCAAUUUUUCAGACAUCGGGAAAUUCCUCAGGUUGGACAGUUUUCUCAGUAACAUGGCAAGCUGCAAUUUUUUUUCAUAUUAACUCCAGGUGAUAACAGGACCUAACUUGUUUCGUGGAUAUUCCACAACGUUAAAUGUAACUGUAAAACAGAACAAAUUUGUCAUUUGCAAAUAAAUAAUUGUUAGUGUUGACGAAUUGCGGUGGUAUAAGAGGAAUAAAACACUUCGGAACAUGCUGUUAUUGGAACAUGUGGUAAUGUUAACUCUGCUUCAUGUCAGGCCACGUUACCCCAUCCAGUUGAUGAUUAUUUUCCCAUAGUAAACCUUUGGGAAACAUUAUUCUGCCAAGCCAUAUAUUGGCAUAUCCUGUCUUUUACUGAUGAUUCUAUAUUGUUGUUUUGUUUUGUUUAGUUUUUUUGCAGCGUUCCGAAACGUUACGAUUGGACAGGAGAACGCUGGGUGUACCCCCACGACGGCAUGGCCUUGCACGAUCUUCUCUCUAAAGAGUUUUCAGCCAUCUUUCAGUCAAAUAUAGACCUGUCACAUCUCCUCCAUUCCUGAGAAGGACUAGAGAAUGAGGAAAGCACCAGAAACAUGUCUUGCCAUUCAGGAACAGAAGUAUACGAGCACAAAUGGAUUCCUCAUUGCUCUUCUUGGGAACCAGAAAUAUUGUUGACUCAUAUACUACUAUAUCUUCUGAAGAUUUACAUUUACAUUUACAUUUAUUCAUUUAGCAGACGCUUUUAUCCAAAGCGACUUACAAAUGAGAAAAUACGAGCAAAAAUGAGAAAAUACAAGCAAAGGCUUGUAUUACAAAUACAAGGCUUUUAAGUCAACGGCGGUAUAGUAGAGAUCUGAUCAUAGUUAGACUGCAGGCAGUUGAGUGGAGACUAGAGAGAGGAAGAGGGAGGGGAUAAUUUGUUAAAAAAAGCUGUAGGAAAGCUGAGUCUGAGAUGCUCGGUUGGUGUUUGUUCAGUACGUAGUGUGGUAUAUUUACGUAUGGUAAUUAAAGGUCUGCAAUUAUAGAAUCAGCCCAUCAUUCAGCAAAUAAAUUCAAGGUGUGUGCUAGUCAAUAUGUACCUAUGUUACACUUGAAGCUGUGAGUCAUCAUCAACUUUGAAAUGUUUUUUUUUACCUUCAGUUUUUCUUUGUUUGCACAGUAUGUUGUUGAUGAAUAUCUGUUCAUGAUAAAUAAAUGAUAUAUGAAUUCCUGUAAUAUGUUAUUUUAUCACCUAAUAUGCUGUUGGUCCUUUAUGUGCUGCCAAAACAGCUCCAGUCCACUGAGGCAUUGACUCUACAAGACCUCUGAAGGUACCCUGUGGUAUCUGGCACCAAGACGUCCGCAGCAGAUCCUUCAAGUCCUGUAAUAUGUGAGGCGGAGCUGCUCUCGGAUCUAAUUUAUUUAUUUUUUGUACCAGCACAUCAGAGCGCUGCCCUGAACUUCACAUUCCCUCCACUUGCUUGUCUUUUUCCCCAUAGUGCAUUAUGGUGCCAUCACUUCCCCAGGUAAAUGCCGCACACGUUCCUGAUG
Messenger RNA from Ictalurus furcatus (blue catfish), 2240 nucleotides. Its product is annotated as frataxin, mitochondrial-like. The transcript has 4 exons. NCBI's taxonomy places the organism in Eukaryota, Metazoa, Chordata, Actinopteri, Siluriformes, Ictaluridae. Gene Ontology annotation, biological process: iron incorporation into metallo-sulfur cluster; intracellular iron ion homeostasis. Gene Ontology annotation, cellular component: mitochondrion. The annotation marks the transcript as partial. Gene Ontology annotation, molecular function: ferrous iron binding; ferric iron binding; ferroxidase activity. The record is from RefSeq and is a predicted model, not a curated record.